GGCUUGACCACCUACCACCAUCUUCUUUCAACAUGUCUGUCUCUGGCUCCUCGUCAAGCUCUUCCUAUCAGAUGCCACCUCCCAAUGCGGAUCUCGAGACAACCUGGCGGUUUCUCGAAGAGGGCGUCGACCAUAUCAUGACAAAGCUCCAGACAGGCGUGUCCUAUUCCAAGUACAUGAGCUUGUAUACUGUCUCGUAUAAUUACUGCACAUCAUCGAGGAUGCACGGGAACGCAGACUCUAGCAUGGUUUCGGGAAGAUCUGGGGCAAACUUGAUGGGCUCGGAUCUUUACAACAAGCUCACCAAGUACCUGAUCCAGCAUCUGAAAACUGUACGAGAGGGCGCGGAGAACCUCGUGGAUGAAGAUUUAUUACGAUAUUAUGCGAGGGAGUGGGAUAGAUAUACGACUGGCGCAAACUACAUUAAUCGGCUGUUCACAUAUCUGAAUCGUCACUGGGUGAAGCGGGAAAAGGAUGAAGGGCGGAAAGGGGUCUACACGGUUUACACACUCGCAUUAGUGCAGUGGAAACAAAACUUUUUCAAUCAUAUUCACAACAAGAACGCUAAAUUGGCCGGUGCUGUCCUUAGGCAAAUCGAGAAACAAAGGAAUGGCGAAACCAUCGAUCAGACUCUCGUGAAGAAGGUUGUUGACUCGUUUGUGUCUCUGGGUCUUGAUGAGACAGACACAAACAAGCAGUCCCUCGACGUAUACAAAGAUCACUUUGAAAUUCCCUUCAUCGCUGCUACUGAGAAGUACUACAAGACCGAGUCAGAGGCGUUCCUAGCUGAGAACAGCGUUUCGGAUUACCUCAAGAAGGCCGAAGAGAGACUAAAGGAGGAGGAAGACCGCGUUGACAGGUACUUGCAUACCACAACACGGAAGACGCUGAUCAGUAAAUGCGAGCAUGUUCUUAUCCGUGAGCAUGCUGAAACGAUGUGGGAGGAAUUCCAAAAACUACUCGAUUUCGACAAGGACGAAGAUUUACAACGCAUGUACUCACUUCUUUCGCGGAUCCCAGAAGGUCUUGAGCCUCUACGUAAGAAGUUUGAGGAGCAUGUCAAGAAGGCUGGUCUAGCGGCGGUCGAGAAGCUCGUAAGCAGCGGUGACAAUGCAGCAGAGGAGACGAUUGAUCCAAAGGCAUAUGUCGAUGCGCUGCUCGAGGUACAUAAAAAGAACAGCGAGACUGUUGACCGAAGCUUCCGUGGUGAGGCUGGCUUUGUUGCUAGUCUUGACAAGGCGUGCCGUGAAUUCGUGAAUCGCAAUGCUGCGACGGGAAGUUCGUCAAACAAGAGCCCAGAGUUGCUUGCGAAGCAAGCAGAUUCGUUGCUGCGCAAGAAUAAUAAAGUAUCGGAAGAAGGUGAUCUUGAGAGUGCGCUCAAUCAAGUGAUGGUCAUCUUCAAAUAUAUUGAAGAUAAGGACGUCUUCCAAAACUUUUACACGAACAAACUUUCGAAGCGUCUUAUUCACGGCGCUUCUGCGUCUGACGAAGCUGAGGCGAGCAUGAUUUCCAAGUUGAAGGAGGCAUGUGGUUUCGAGUACACGCAGAAAUUACAACGAAUGUUCACUGAUAUGAGCUUGAGCAAGGAUAUGACGGAUGCUUUCAAAGAGAAGAUGGCCAUCAGUCACCCUGAGGAUGCUGAUAUGACUUUCACGAUCCAGGUUCUUGGGACGAACGUGUGGCCGUUGAAGUCGUUGGAUAUGAACUUCGUCAUUCCAAAAGAGAUCAUUCCGACGUACAAUCGUUUCCAGCAAUACUAUCAGCAGAAGCACUCGGGGCGAAGACUAACGUGGUUAUGGGCAUACAGCAAGAAUGAAUUACGCUCAAACUACGCUAAUCAGAAGUACAUAUUUAUGACAAGCUCAUUUCAGAUGGCGGUGUUAGUACAGUAUAACGAUUACGAUACAUUAACGUUCGAAGAACUUGUAACGAACACCGGCAUUCCUGAGGAUCUCCUCAAGCAGGUUCUCGCGAUCUUGACUAAGGCACGCGUGCUUCUACAUGAUGGCGAUGGUGAACCAUACGACUUGAACCCGAAUUACAAGUCGAAGAAGAUUAAAGUGAACCUGAAUCAGCCCAUCAAGGCUGCUGAGAAGGCAGAGACAACUGAAGUCCUCAAGAAUGUUGAUGAAGAUCGCAAAUUUGCAAUUCAAGCCACGAUUGUCCGAAUUAUGAAAGCACGGAAGACAAUGAAGAACCAGGCACUGAUUCAAGAGGUCAUCUCACACAUCUCGACGCGUUUCACGCCCAAAAUUCCAGAUAUCAAGAAGGCGAUUGACACGUUACUUGAGAAGGAAUACAUGGAGCGAGUUGAAGGCACGCGGGACACGUUUGCCUACGUUGCAUAGGUUGUCCAUCAUUGGUCUUCCCCACUCCUUCACUCGUCAGUUACAUCACCUACACCUUCCCUCCUCUUGUGCAUGAUUUCCUUCCCGCAUACUGUGUAGUAUACAACUCCCAUUUCUGCCAUAUGGAUGAGGACGAGCAGAACGCUGAAUGUGAAUGCAAGGCGGACAUGAAAUAGGUCGUUCAUAAUAUCCUAGCUCUGUCAAUGCUUAGAUACGCUGUGUUGUCAUUCAUAAUUAUCUAUC
Molecule: messenger RNA, 2591 nt
Organism: Fomitiporia mediterranea MF3/22
Lineage: Eukaryota; Fungi; Basidiomycota; Agaricomycetes; Hymenochaetales; Hymenochaetaceae
Product: Cullin-domain-containing protein
Exons: 8
Coding region: 33-2348 (771 amino acids)
Biological process (GO): SCF-dependent proteasomal ubiquitin-dependent protein catabolic process; protein ubiquitination
Cellular component (GO): SCF ubiquitin ligase complex
Molecular function (GO): ubiquitin protein ligase binding
Source: RefSeq, a predicted model, not a curated record